UAUUAUAGCUGAACUGUAGCUACAGUAGCUAACAUGAUGACUUUUCCUGUAUUAAUUAUUAAUUUAUGAGUCCAAUGUGAGUCGUGUAGCUAAGCUAAGCUCACAGUGCGCAUGCUGCCUCACAGUCGUUCACCAUGUGGAGGUUUUCAGUGUGCGCGGUGUUACGGAAGUCAAAUAUUUUGACUGCAGCUCAGUCAGCUGUCAGAUUCACAUCUACUGGAGCCUGCAGCAGCAGCAGUGUGACAGGGAGGACAUGGCUGAGACCCAGCGGGUUUGACACGGGUUUAAAGACUUUCAACAGCCUCACCAAACAAAAAGAGCCUCUCAUCCUGGCAAGAGAGGGAGUAGCAACCUGGUAUAGCUGUGGACCCACCGUGUACGACCACGCCCACUUGGGACAUGCAUGCUCAUAUGUCAGGUUUGAUAUCCUGCAGCGGAUUCUGUCCAGGAUGUUUGGAAUCACUGUCAUCCACGCGAUGGUCAUCACUGACAUCGAUGACAAGAUUAUCAAAAGAAGUUGGGAGGAAAAUGUUUCCCCGACUGUCAUUGCCAGAAUGUAUGAGGAGGAAUUCAAGAGGGAUAUGCUUUCAUUAAAGGUGAUUCCUCCUGCAGUUUAUUUAAGAGUCACUGAGAAUGUGCAUCAUAUUGUCACGUUUAUUGAGGGGAUCAUCAAAAAUGGACACGCUUAUGCCACAAAAGAAGGCGAUGUGUAUUUUGACAUCGGGUCCAUUGGUGAUCGUUAUGGCAAGUUCAUGGCAGCUGUGGACUCUCAGGGAGAACCUGGUAGCGCAAAUAAACGAGACGCGAGGGAUUUUGCUCUCUGGAAACCGUCCAAACCUCAGGAACCAUACUGGGAAUCUCCGUGGGGCAGAGGACGACCUGGCUGGCAUAUUGAAUGCUCUACCAUCUCUAGCUCUGUGUUUGGGAGUCAGCUGGAUAUCCACUCUGGAGGUAUUGAUCUGGCCUUUCCUCACCACGAGAACGAGGUGGCUCAGAGUGAAGCCUAUCACCAGUGUGAACAAUGGGCAAACUACUUCCUCCACUCAGGGCACUUACACCUAAAAGGCAGUGCAGAGAAAAUGUCCAAAUCUUUAAAAAACUACAUCACCAUCAAGGAUUUCCUGCAGUCUUACUCUGCCAAUGAGUUCCGGAUGUUUUGUCUUUUGAGCAAAUACAGAUCAGCCAUAGACUACAGCGAAAGUAGCAUGAUGGAGGCUCGAAGCUCUCUGGGAAUCAUCUCCACCUUCAUGAAUGACGCUCAGGCCUACAUGAAGGGUCAGCUGCAGUGUUCAUCCGUACAGGAAGCUGUUCUCUGGGAGAGGCUGGCUGAGACUAAAUCCAGCGUGAUGAAAGCUCUGGCAGAUGACUUUGACACCCCGAGAGCCAUCAACGCUGUGAUGAAUCUGGUUUACCAUGGAAACUGCCAACUCCAGCCUGUUUCUCAGUCAGAGGGAGGGGCUCGGAGCCCUGCAGUGUUCGGAGCGAUGGUCAGCUACAUCAGAGAUGCCCUGGAUGUGUUCGGGGUGGAUCUGCUGCACAGUAAGGAGGCUGAUGUGAUCAGUAGUGCUGGAAAUCUGGAGGGCGUCGUGGAGCAGCUGACUCGCUUCAGAAGUGACGUUCGAGCAUUCGCACUUGCUCGUCAGGAUGGUCCAAGCAACAAACGUGGACUUCACCCCGAGAGAAUCCCCCUCCUCAAAGCCUGUGAUAGCCUCAGAAAUGACCUGGCACCCCUGGGUGUGCUGAUAAAGGACAGAGGAGCGACUUCGACAUGGGAGCUAACUCAGGGAAAAAGAAGUGAGAGUGUCCAGGAGGACCAAGAGACAUCCAGCUGAGAUCACUCUGCCUCUGAGACUCUUUAUUUUUGGGUCAUGGACUCAAUUGAACUUCAUCAUGUGAAGGACUUCAUGAAAACUAGAGACCAAACCAUCCUGAUUUCAGCUUCAAUGCCUACUGUGCCUGUCAUCAGUGUAUGAACUCUCACAUUCAUUGCUUCAUAAAUCAGGAGGCCAGUUUAGGUGGCGGUAUACAUUUUGUGUGACUGUUUUUGGGAUGUAAAAUGAAGGUUGAGUGGUGUUUCUUCACCUUGUGU
Molecule: messenger RNA, 2089 nt
Organism: Plectropomus leopardus (leopard coralgrouper)
Lineage: Eukaryota; Metazoa; Chordata; Actinopteri; Perciformes; Serranidae
Gene: cars2
Product: cysteinyl-tRNA synthetase 2, mitochondrial
Biological process (GO): cysteinyl-tRNA aminoacylation
Cellular component (GO): cytoplasm
Molecular function (GO): ATP binding; cysteine-tRNA ligase activity
Source: RefSeq, a predicted model, not a curated record